CGCCUUUUGCUUUGUUGAUGUUUCACUUAGUUUUAAUGCGCAGUUCCCAAGAUGGAGGCAGCGCUGGGGCCACGGGAGUUGCUCGGGCUGAUGGCAGGGCUCCUUCUGCUGCCUCCGAGCCUUUUCGCCCCGAAUCCGACAGCCGCCUUCUCCCAGGUGGUAAGCCAGGAAGACAUCAAGAUUAAAGUAAAUAUACUGGAAACCACCGGGGAUAUUCAGGAAAGACAGGUUGUCCUUAAUAUUACUUAUGUGAACGGUCAGGUGUAUGUAAAUGACUUUCCACUGAAGAGCGGAGUCACACGGAUAAAAUGUCAAACUUUAAUCUUGAAGAGUGAAAACCAUGAUACCUUAGGAAUUGUCAGUGUUCGCAUUAUGAUCCAUGAGUGGCCAUUGGCAUCCAGCUCAAACUUGCGAUUAAUUGUUGUUCAAGAAGAAGUGACAGAUAUAGAUGAAAAGCAGGUUAAACAAGACGAAGUGAUAGAAAUAGACCUAUUGGUAAAGGAUCAGCAAGUCCUGAGACAUACAAACUACACCGUUCCUCUGGAGGAAAGUAUGCUGUAUUCCAGCCCAAGGAACAAUGAUAUUUUGUUUACGCUUCCAAACUUUGCAGGAAAAGAUGUUGAAAGUCCUCUACAAACAACCAGUCACUAUCUUCUCAGGCAAGUAGAAACCACUGUGGAUGAACAGACAAUGCCUGGCAAAUUGCCAGAGACUCCACUCCGAACAGAGCCACCGUCAUCUUAUAAGGUGAUGUGCCAGUGGGUAGAAGAUUUGAGAAAGGAGCUUUGUACAUUUUGGCUCAAUUCUUUUCCUGUAUUUUUUAAUUUUAUGGAGGUCAUUGUGGUUGGAGUUGUAGGAGCAACUUUAAUAAUAAAAGUACUAAAAGUGUUUUGUCCCUCAUGUGAAGCCAGGGGAAUCCUUCAACUUGAUGCCAAUGUCAUACCCGUGGCUGCAAUAAGUUUACUUCCAGCUACUCCAGAGAAGAUAAACAACAUAGAGGAGAAAUGUAUUUAAAAACACGAGUACUGUAAUUAUUUGAGUUUGUUGACCUAAUGAACCUGGCACUUGGAUCUUAAUAUAUUACUUAAUUCAGCCUUCCGAAUGUACUGUCCUCUAGACUUUGAGACUACAACCCCCAGUAUUCAUAAAUAAUUGCAGUUCUGACAUAUCUAGAGGACUCUAGUUUGGGAACUGCUGAUGUCACAGCAAUUCUCAGCCUGCUAUUUUUAUUAAAUUUAUGAAUGAUUCAUAUUUAAAGGGCAGUUAAGGCUGACGUCCAGAAUAAUUUUUGGAUUUUUUUUCAUUUCAACCAUUAUAAUUAUUCUUGACUGGGAAAAAAGCAGUUUCCUUACCUAAGGACUUCAAUAAGAUCUGAGUUCUGUGAAGUAAUUGCCUGAUCCCUGAAAUGAUAUCUUCCUUGUAUCUUCCCAAUAUUGGCUGCAGGACACACAAGGCUAAUCCAGGAAAUUUGACUCAGACUAAUGGAACUGAUUAAGUAGCAUCAACAGGAGCAUAGACCUGUGACCAUACUAAAAGCUAUUUUAGGCCUUUAAGCGUGCCUUAUGGGGGAAGUCAAAAUCAAAACGAUUUUCAUACUGCUCUGACAGUAAACGGUGUAAUUUUUGUUUGGAUUUUUCAAAAAUAAUCUUCAUAUUGUAAGCACUUUCAGGGUCUUUCCUACUGAAUUUAUGAACAUUUGUGAAAAUGUACUUCUUAAACAGUUACAAUACACACUACAAAUGUCUUUUAUCCAGGAGUACCAAAUGUCUAAAAGUACUGUAUAAAUCCAGAGCAUUUUUAUAUACCAAUUUGUCAGAUCAUCAGAUCUUAUUGCAAAUUUACAUCUUGAGAUAAACUGGAGACCAUCUUUUUUCAAGUUUGAACAGGGAGCAAAUCUGGAUCUAGCCCAUUGCAUUGGCCAAGUAUUCUUGUGUUCUAGUUGUAGAUAAAUAUUAGGUAGGAUCUUGUGGCUUCAACUGUCCAUAAUGUUUGGGUAUGACUAUAUUACAAACUGUUUGAACUGAGUUUAAGUCACUGUUUCUCAUUUAUCAAAAUCCAUAAUUGGUGUUUGAAAAUGCUGCUGAUCAGGAAAUACUGUAGAGCUCAUGUUUCCUUUCCUGUGUGUAUGAACACUAUGUUAAUUGAUGUUUGGUGAAUGCUGAAAUAAGGUGUUUCAAGUUGUUAGCACAUUUGCUAAAUGAGAGGCAGGGUUCGUUGAAGUUCAUCACUCCAAAAUGAAAUUUACCUAGGACAUUUUUUUCAGUUUUGCUGAUUGUUACCAACACAGGCAUUUAUUUCAUCAGCAAUCAAUAAUAUUGAAAUAACAUUGUAGGAGAACUCAAAGAAGCUGCACAUCACCAAGAAUAAUGCAGUUGCUGCAUCAUACUAUGCUGCCUUAGUGGUACAUUUCAGUGGAAGACACCCCAAAAAGGCAAAUGGCACUAUUGUGCGCUUUGGAAUUGAAUAACUGAAUUGUGGAAGCAAUUAUAUCCAACUGCCUUAAAAUUGUUAUAGAAGACAUCUCAGUUCAACCAAUUGUUGAUAGUCCCAAUGGCAAUAUUGAAAAAGGUGAGCACAGAAUGUCAAAUAAAGGCUGUCAUCCCUUCAGUUAAAAAAAUGUGAAAGCUACUCAAACAGUUGAUGUCACUGUUGAACCACUGCAGCCAGGCGGUGGUGAUACAUUAGAUUGUAUCUAAUACUGAAAUAGGAAAUAAUGGUGCCAUAUUUUUUUAAAAAAAGAGCCUUUUUCCUAGGGCUGAGAGAGAUUGGCUCAGUCAACAGCUGGUUUUGCAUCUAAGGCAGAACUAGAAUCCAUGGUUUCAAGCCCAGUGCCUUUAACCACUAUAUGAACCUCUGUGGCUUACCUAUAUAUGUUCUGACAAGACCAAAAUAUUCACAACUAAUGAUUCUUGGGCAACCAUCAACGUUGACAGAGCUCAGCUUGAGCAACAUCCUAAUUUAAAUAUCUAAGUCAAAAAAAUUGUUUGCCACAGUUGGCAUCAGUCAUCAAAUCAGCCAGACUGUCUCAGCCUUCAAUGUGCAGAUAUGUUGCCCUGGUGAAAAAGCCAAAAUGCAAUUCAUGUAAUAGUGACAAUGUUGUUGUAAAUGGUGCAGAAUCCUGCUUCAAACUAAUUUCAAUUUUUUUUUAAAGCUUUCCAAAUGCCGUGCCUACCAUUUCUAUUAUUGUAUAUUAGGGACUUCAGUCUAUUGACAAAAGGUUACAUGAAACAAAUGCUGCAAUCAGCCUAUAAUAGCGGAUAAGGUUCUGGAGCAUUGCAUGUAAUCAUUUGGGCACAUCUGUGUAACUUAAUACCCACUUUCUUAUUGACUACUCUGGAAAUGAUGCUGUUUAUUGAUUACUCUGGAAAUGAUCAAAUACAUGAUCAGCUCUUAAACUUGGCUGGAAUGUGGAAGUUCUAACAAAACUCAGACUCAAUAAAAGUGAAACAGCUGGGCCAGAGCAAACAAAUAUGGAGAAAUGUGCGGUGAUCUCAAUAAAUACUGAUUACUUAAGCUAAGUACUGAUUAAGCUAUAAAUUACCAGAUGGGAGUUCAGGACUUGAAGGAAGCAAGAUGAGUAGUAUAAAACUUUUCAAGUGAACAUUCUGAGAAAUUGAAAACUUCCAAAGCAUUU
Molecule: messenger RNA, 3634 nt
Organism: Pseudonaja textilis
Lineage: Eukaryota; Metazoa; Chordata; Lepidosauria; Squamata; Elapidae
Gene: GINM1
Product: glycosylated integral membrane protein 1
Source: RefSeq, a predicted model, not a curated record